AUGGCCGUUGUCAAUGCCACCUUGAGUCUGGGUGGCUUUUAUUUGGACCACGCGAUUAUAGCCUUUGAAACUUCCAUCAAAUACAAGCAGGUUACACACUACAAGCAAUAUCCACCUAAUACAAGCAAAGUAUAUUCCUACUUUGAAUGUCGUGAAAAGAAGACUGAAAAUUCCAAAUUAAGGAAAGUGAAAUAUGAAGAAACUGUUUUUUAUGGUUUGCAGUACAUUCUGAAUAAAUACUUAAAAGGUAAAGUGGUGACCAAAGAGAAAAUCAAGGAAGCCAAAGAAGUAUAUAGGGAGCAUUUUCAAGAUGAUGUCUUCAAUGAAAAGGGAUGGAACUAUAUUCUGGAGAAAUAUGAUGGCCACCUUCCUAUAGAAAUAAAGGCUGUUCCUGAGGGCUCUGUAAUUCCCAGAGGAAAUGUUCUUUUCACAGUAGAAAACACAGAUCCAGAGUGCUACUGGCUCACAAAUUGGAUUGAGACUAUUCUUGUGCAGUCAUGGUAUCCAAUCACAGUGGCUACAAACUCUAGAGAGCAGAAAAAGAUUUUGGCCAAAUAUUUGCUAGAGACUUCUGGCAGCUUGGAAGGACUGGAAUAUAAACUGCAUGACUUCGGCUACAGAGGAGUUUCUUCACAAGAGACUGCAGGAAUAGGAGCUUCAGCUCAUUUGGUAAACUUCAAAGGAACAGACACUGUAGCAGGAAUUGCGUUAAUUAAAAAGUACUAUGGUACAAAAGAUCCAGUUCCAGGAUAUUCUGUUCCAGCUGCUGAACACAGUACCAUAACAGCUUGGGGGAAAGAUCAUGAAAAAGAUGCUUUUGAACACAUAGUGACACAGUUUUCUUCAGUGCCUGUAUCUGUGGUUAGUGACAGCUAUGACAUUUACAAUGCUUGUGAAAAAAUAUGGGGUGACGACUUAAGGCAUAUAAUUGAAGCCCGAAGUCCAGAGGCACCGCUUAUUAUUAGACCGGAUUCUGGGAAUCCCCUUGACACUGUUUUAAAGGUCUUGGAGAUCUUGGGGAAGAAGUUUCCCAUUACAGAGAACUCAAAAGGCUACAAGUUGUUACCACCAUAUCUCAGAGUUAUUCAAGGGGAUGGUGUGGAUAUCAACACAUUGCAAGAGAUUGUGGAGGGAAUGAAGAAGAAUAAAUGGAGUAUUGAGAAUAUUGCCUUUGGAUCCGGUGGAGCUUUGUUGCAGAAACUAACCAGAGAUCUCUUAAACUGUUCCUUCAAAUGCAGUUACGUGGUGACCAACGGUCUCGGGGUAAACGUCUUCAAGGAUCCGGUUGCUGAUCCAAACAAAAGGUCAAAGAAAGGCAGACUGUCGUUGCAUAGGACACCUGCUGGAGAUUAUGUGACGCUUGAAGAAGGCAAGGGAGAUCUUGAAGAGUAUGGACAGGAUCUCCUCCAUACAGUAUUUAAGAAUGGAAAGGUAACGAAGUCCUAUUCAUUUGAUGAAGUAAGACAAAAUGCCAGGCUGAAGAACAGUGAACUUGAAGUGGCGUCUCACUAAGUUUCAUUCCACGUCUGUGUAUGUGUGUGUGUAACAAGUAUGUACUGCAUAGCUACUGGGUUUAUUGUACAGAUUUGUGUGUUUGUGUUUUAUGACAUUGUAGCCAAAUUAUUUGUUGGUUUAUGGACAUACUGCCCUAUCUUUUGCCAGUCUUUAGAAAAGAUGAAAUCCGGAAAUGGUACUUACAUUGUAAAACAUAUUUAAUGCUAAAGUGUGCUUUUUAGGGCCCUUUGCCAGUAGUGAUUCAAUCUGGUAUUGAUCUUUUCACAAAUGAGACAGAGCUGAGAAACUUUUUUAUAUAUAACAGAAUAUCACAAAAUGGAUUUACAUAAAAUUAUCAUGAUUGCUUUAUGUUUAUAUUUAACUUGUAUUUUUGUACAAACAAGAUUGUGUAAAAUAUAUUUAAAGUUUCAAUAAUUAAGUCUUUCCAACUUUUCAUGAUUUUUAUGAGCACAGACUUUCAAGAAAAUAUUUGGGGGGGAGGGAUCCAUUGCCUUUUGUCCAUUAAUCAGCAAAUAAAACAUGGCCUUAAAGUUUGUUGUGACAUUGUACCAUUUGACGACUGAAUCAGGACUCGUAUCUCCUUAAGAUCCCAUAGAAUUGCUGACCUCACCAUUUCUUGUAGUUGUCUGUAUUAGUAAAUCGACAUAAAAGAAAGUUACUGUUCUUACUAGAAGGUUUAGGUACUACAGACCUUGCUGGCACUGUAAGGUAUGUGAAUGAAAUGCCAAAUUUGAAAGGAUUCUCUACUGCAACUUAACUUGCCAAGUCUAUCCCACUUGGCAUAUGCACCUCAAUAUUUUAAGAGUAAAGUUUUUAAGAGAUCUCCUCUUCCACUAUAGAAUAUAUGUGUAAAAUACUGAAAUAUGGAAGCGGUGUAUUUUAAAGUAAUUACACUUCUGGGUUUAUUUUUCAUAUACUGUAAGUG
Egretta garzetta (little egret) is the source of this 2440-nucleotide messenger RNA. RefSeq names its product nicotinamide phosphoribosyltransferase (gene NAMPT). NCBI's taxonomy places the organism in Eukaryota, Metazoa, Chordata, Aves, Pelecaniformes, Ardeidae. Gene Ontology annotation, biological process: NAD+ biosynthetic process. The record is from RefSeq and is a predicted model, not a curated record. Gene Ontology annotation, molecular function: nicotinamide phosphoribosyltransferase activity. Bases 1 to 1512 code for a protein of 503 amino acids. The transcript is spliced from 11 exons.